UCCGUCCUGCCAUAGAGGGUUCCGUCCUGCCAUAGAGGGUUCUGUCCUGCGGCGCCGUGAGGGAAGCGGAGCCGGUGGUUCGGGGCAGUUCUCUGCAGAGAUGGUGUCGCUGCUGCCACGCAUCGAGCGGCUCUCGUCGCGGGUGGUGCGGGUGCUGGGCUGCAACCCGGGGCCCAUGACCCUGCAGGGCACCAACACCUACCUGGUGGGCUCCGGGCGCAGAAGAGUCCUUAUUGACACUGGAGAGCCAGCUAUUCCUGAAUAUAUCAGCUGUUUAAAGCAGGCACUGUCAGAGUUCAACAUCUCCAUUCAAGAAAUUUUAGUGACACACUGGCAUCGUGAUCAUACGGGUGGAAUACCUGAUAUCUGCAAAGACAUUCCAAGUGACUCGGAAUACCGCAUAAGUAAGCUCCCUCGUGUCCCUCACUGUGAAGAAACUAUAGAAGGAGGACAUAAAUAUUUUUAUCUUAAAGAUGGAGAUGUGGUAGAGACAGAGGGAGCCACACUCAGAGUUUUGUAUACACCAGGACACACUGAUGAUCAUAUGGUUUUACAUCUAGAAGAAGAAAAUGCUGUAUUUUCGGGUGACUGUAUUUUAGGGGAAGGAACAACAGUAAUAGAAGAUCUAUCUGAUUACAUGAAGACUUUGAAAAAGUUGCUAGAAAUGAAACCAGAUUUGAUUUAUCCAGGUCAUGGCCCAGUAGUACGUGAUGCAAAUACUAGAAUCCAAAACUACAUUUCUCACCGCCUUGCACGUGAACAGCAAAUUCUGAGUGUUUUCCAGAAGAAUACUGGGAAAUCAUACACAUCCUCAGAACUUGUAAAGAUGGUAUACAAGGAAAUCCCUGAGAAUUUACUUCCGGCAGCAGAACAUAACCUCUUAGUCCACUUGAAAAAGCUGGAAAAAGAAGGAAAAGUGUUACGUGAUGAAACUCCCAGCUUCAGAUGGAAAAACAAUUUAUAAGUUAGGCAAGAUUGUCCAGGAAUAUAUUUGGUUGAAAAAUACUGUACAGUGUAUUAAAAUAUGUUUGGAGAUUAAUUUAAACUGCAAGUUCAGUUCUCUGUGGACCUUCCACUUGCAGAAUAGUACAUAAAUAUUUGCAUUACUUUGUCUAUUCAAAGUGUGUGACAUUUGAUGAUAUAUACAUUUCUUAUAGUAUUACUCAGCCUUAAAAAACAAAAGCAGAUCUGAGAUGUGUGAAAAUACCAAGGACAAAUAUAUGUCCUUGAAGACCUUUGACCAUUCGAUCCUGUACCCUAAUUUGUGAAACAUGCAUAGGUGUUUGGGUACUGAAGGCAUGUCUUAAGAAUUUACAUUAUUUUAUGAAGCUGAUGGCAUUUGUUCUGAUCAGCUGAGACAAAUCCACACAGGAUAGCAACCCAAAAAUACUCACAGGAUAGCAACCCAAAACAGGAAUAGCAACUCAAAAUUGAAAUCAUAUUCUGAGGUAGUAGACAGACCCCUGAAGAAGAGAAAUAAUUACUUUCUGUAAAAAUGAUGCUUCUUUAUUGAUGCAAACUUUAUUGAUCUGAAAUUUGGCCAGAUCGUGACACAUGCUCACUUUUAACUUUUUCUGCAGUGUCAUUUUGAGGUCUUUCUGAGGUCUGCUACGUUUCCUUCCUAUUGUAUUUUCUAUUAACUUACAUUUUUCCAGACACUUUUUAUCUGUUCCUCCCACAAGUUUUUUUUCUUCAAUUCCUUUUGAAAAAAUUACUCAAUUUUCAAAUGGACUUCUUUCCAUUAAUAAUUAGUUUUCCUGUAGCUAUUCCAUGAAUUUAUAGUUACCUUUUUCCAUGGUUAGGCAUAAAAACAUAAUUUUCACUGCUUCUUUGACAAAGAUAAAAUGACAAUUCACAUGCUCUGAAUGGUGUCAUUUUGCUUCAAGUGAAAUGACAGUUUCCUGUCAUGAGGUCUGAGAACCUAAGACAGCAGGAAACUGGUGUGAAGAGGUGGUGUCUCAUUACCUUUCUGAGCUAGAGAAGAAGUCUAAUGUUACUUAAUGAUUUUCUUCUGUUUUACUAUAAAUUUUGAAAUAUAUACAUGGAAAUGGCUUUAGAAUGCACUUAAAGAAUUGUUGGGACUUGCAGGCAGUGAAGAAAGCAAGAGGACACAAAUAGAAAGCUCCAUGUUCUGUGCUGUGCUGCAGCAAAUGACUGACAUCUUCAAAAAAACAAGGAAAAAGACUGUUUAACCAGACAAGUCCUUAAUGAUUGUAUAUGGUGUCUUUGGAAUAUUAAUAGCAGAAAUUGCACUGUUACUAAGAUGUAUAUAUAAUAAAGGAUACUUGGCUGUGGCAUCUUGAAAA
Zonotrichia albicollis (white-throated sparrow) is the source of this 2306-nucleotide messenger RNA. It is a transcript of the gene LACTB2, whose product is annotated as lactamase beta 2. Lineage: Eukaryota; Metazoa; Chordata; Aves; Passeriformes; Passerellidae. Gene Ontology annotation, cellular component: mitochondrial matrix. Gene Ontology annotation, molecular function: single-stranded RNA binding; RNA endonuclease activity. The record is from RefSeq and is a predicted model, not a curated record.